Molecule: messenger RNA, 480 nt
Organism: Penicillium hordei
Lineage: Eukaryota; Fungi; Ascomycota; Eurotiomycetes; Eurotiales; Aspergillaceae
Exons: 2
Coding region: 1-480 (159 amino acids)
Source: RefSeq, a predicted model, not a curated record
AUGGGCUCAUAUCCAAUAUGUGCCUUCGAGAAUAGUGCAUCUGCUGGAUAUCACCAACCAUCAAGUCGAUAUAAAUUUCGAUCACAAUGGACCGAAUACGCGGGCUAUCAACUAUCAAUUACCAACUGUGCACAAAUGGCAAUUGAGUUUCGUGGUUCAUAUUUGUUGAUUUUGACGUUUUCAUACUUAUCUUCGUCUCUCAAGAUUCAAAAGCCGGUUUUCAAAGCUUGGAGCAAAUUCACAGAAAACACAUAUCUCCAACACAUUGGAACAUCAGUCUCUCACGGCCACUUCCACCCGACAGUCUAUCUUGCUCCCAAAUGGCCAGUUCGAGACUUUGCAUGGUGGGCAGUUAAAAGAACGCCUUAUCCUGGUAUCAUUGAGGCGAGCAAACAUGCUUUACCGUUUUCUAUAAUUUGGAUGGGAACCAUGCUGGUGUUAGGUGUUGUUAUGAACUUUGGAAUCGUUUCGAUGAUAUGA